This is a messenger RNA of Myotis myotis, 883 nucleotides long. RefSeq names its product kallikrein-7-like. The transcript is spliced from 5 exons. Gene Ontology annotation, biological process: proteolysis; positive regulation of antibacterial peptide production. Bases 1 to 807 code for a protein of 268 amino acids. Gene Ontology annotation, molecular function: serine-type endopeptidase activity. Lineage: Eukaryota; Metazoa; Chordata; Mammalia; Chiroptera; Vespertilionidae. The record is from RefSeq and is a predicted model, not a curated record.
AUGGCUGUUCCCCGGCUCCCACCCGUGCUGCUCCUACUGCUGUCCUUAGCCCUGGGAUCUGCUGGACAAGAAGGCCUGCUACCCACACUUUUUCCAGGUCUCCAUCCAGCCCAGGAUACUGGGGAGAGGAUCUUUAAUGGAGUUGUAUGUCCAAGAGGCUCCCAUCCCUGGCAGGUGGCCCUGUAUGACAACAAUAAGUUCCAAUGUGCAGGCGUGCUGGUCAACCAGCAGUGGGUGCUCACCGUCGCCCACUGCCACCAGAGUGAGUACAUUGUGCAAAUGGGUAGUGAUCUUCUGGUUGAUGGAAAUGCCCAGAGGAUCAGGGCCACACAGUCCUUCAUCCACCACCGGUAUAUCAACCACACCGAUAACCAUGACAUCAUGCUGGUGAAGCUGCGCAGCCCGGCCACGCUCUCGCCCACUGUGAGCACAAUCGACCUACCGUCCAGCUGCAAAGACCCUGGGACAAGCUGUACUGUGUCUGGCUGGGGCGUCAGCCCCGGGGAUAGAGGAGCAAAAAAGUCAUCAGAGCUCAUGUGCUCGAAUGUCAACCUCAUCUCCUACCGGGAAUGCAAGCGGUCAUACUGGAUCCUGUUGAAAAAAUACAUGCUCUGUGCGGCUCCCCCGGACAGGCUGUCAGACAGCUGCAGAGGUGACUCCGGGAAUCCGCUGAUUUGCGAAGGUUCCCUGCAAGGCUUGGUGUCGGCCGGCUAUAUCCCUUGUACCCUGCCCUUUAAGCCAGUGAUAUACACCCGCAUAUGCAUGUACCGCAAAUGGCUGUAUGAUACCAUGAAAGCCAAUUCCUAAUCUCUGCAUGCUUUCAUCCUUUGUCCCUAUGCCCUGAACACGGACUUCCCAGAAAUAAAGACAGUCCUGACUUGCA